AGGGCGGAGAAUAGAGGGAGAGAGACAUACACAGAAACAGAGAGAGAGCGGUGGAGUUAGUGCAUGCAGGAGUCCGGCAAUAAGUCGGUAUGUAGCAGCGGCGGAGCUUCUAUCUGGGAAUACAAAGAAGCAAAAAAACGCGCAUUGGAUAGAGAACACAAGAAGCGGGAUUAAAAAUAAAACUACACGAGGAUGAGACACACGCCGUCCGCCUGAAGGAGACUUAAAACGCGCCGUUAUUCCUCUGAUUUAUCACCGUUUUCGCGAAAAUGGCGAACGACUCCCCGGCCAAAAGUCUGGUGGACAUAGACCUGGCAUCCCUGAGGGAUCCUGCUGGGAUCUUCGAGUUGGUGGAGGUGGUCGGAAAUGGCACCUAUGGACAAGUCUACAAGGGUCGACAUGUCAAGACGGGACAACUGGCGGCCAUCAAGGUCAUGGACGUCACUGAGGAUGAAGAGGAGGAAAUCAAGCUGGAAAUCAACAUGCUGAAGAAAUACUCUCACCACCGAAACAUAGCUACCUACUACGGAGCCUUCAUCAAGAAGAGUCCACCCGGCCACGACGACCAACUCUGGCUGGUGAUGGAGUUCUGUGGUGCCGGCUCCAUCACAGACCUGGUAAAGAACACCAAAGGGAACACGCUGAAGGAGGACUGGAUCGCCUACAUCUCCCGGGAGAUCCUCAGGGGAUUAGCUCACCUACACGCUCAUCAUGUCAUCCACCGCGACAUCAAGGGACAAAACGUGCUGCUGACUGAAAACGCUGAAGUCAAACUGGUGGACUUUGGUGUGAGCGCUCAGCUGGACCGGACGGUAGGUCGAAGGAACACCUUCAUCGGGACUCCGUACUGGAUGGCUCCGGAGGUCAUCGCCUGUGACGAAAACCCGGACGCAACCUACGACUACAGGAGUGACCUGUGGUCCUGUGGAAUCACAGCCAUAGAAAUGGCUGAAGGGGCUCCACCUCUGUGUGACAUGCAUCCAAUGAGAGCCCUCUUCCUCAUUCCCAGAAACCCUCCUCCUCGACUCAAGUCCAAAAAAUGGUCCAAGAAGUUCUUCAGCUUCAUCGAGGGCUGCCUGGUGAAGAACUACACCCAGCGUCCUCCCACCGAGCAGCUGCUCAAACACCCCUUCAUCCGAGACCAGCCCAACGAGAGGCAGGUCCGCAUCCAGCUCAAAGACCACAUCGACCGAACCAAGAAGAAGAGGGGGGAGAAAGAUGAGACAGAGUAUGAAUACAGCGGCAGCGAGGAAGAGGAGGAGGAAGCGUCUGAGCAAGAAGGAGAGCCGAGCUCCAUAGUCAACGUGCCGGGCGAGUCGACCCUGCGUCGAGACUUCAUCCGGCUGCAGCAGGAGAACAAGGAGCGCUCGGAGGCGCUGCGCCGCCAGCAGCUCCUCCAGGAGCAGCAGCUCCGUGAGCAGGAGGAGUACAAGCGCCAACUACUGGCCGAGAGGCAGAAACGAAUCGAGCAGCAGAAGGAGCAGAGGAGACGGCUGGAGGAGCAACAACGGCGCGAGCGUGAGAUGAGGAGGCAGCAGGAGCGCGAGCAGCGCCGGCGCGAGCAGGAGGAGAAGAGGCGCGUCGAGGAGAUGGAGCGGCGUCGCAAAGAGGAGGAAGAGCGCAGGAGGGCCGAGGAGGAGAAGAGGAGGGCCGACCGAGAACAGGAAUACAUCCGUCGCCAGCUGGAAGAGGAGCAGAGGCACCUGGAGAUCCUGCAGCAGCAGCUCCUCCAUGAACAGGCCAUGCUACUGGAGUAUAAAUGGCGGGAGCUCGAGGAGCAGCGUCAAGCCCAGAAGCUCCAGAGGCAGCUGCAGCAGGAGCAGGCCUACCUGCUGUCGCUUCAGCACAACCAGAACCUGGAUAGUAGCAAAACGGCCCAACAACAGCAGCAGCAGCAGCAGCAGCAGAGCAGCAAACCCCCACAGAACCUCGAGCCCGACAGAGUAAAACCCCUGCAGGCCGCCCCCGAAGCAGAACCGCCACAGAACCCUGACUCUAAGGAGGCACGGUGCAGUCCAGAGUCCAGUCUGGAAAAACCCCCAGAGCCCGACCGCCAAGGCUCCGCCCCUGACUCUGAGCCUGUCAGAGAGGCUGACGAGCGAUAUCGGAAGAACAUCCAGGGUUCUCCUCAGGCGGCUCAGACCAAACCACAGCAGCCUCCGGUGCCGCCGCGCUCCGAGUCUUCAUACCCCAAUGGGAACCCGGCGUCCGAGGCCCAGGCCAUGCACCGGCCUGUGGAGCCACAGGUCCGCUCUCAUCUGGCUGCUUUAAAGAGCAGCAGCAGCGUGGCCUCGUCGUCAAACUCCUCCUCCUCCGCCGUAAACCCCCCCGUCGUGUUGCGGUCGCACUCCUUCAGCGAGCCGCUCGCCCCUAGCUUUGAAAACCUCCACCUUCACAACAGCCACGAAUCCAAACAGCACCACCACCCUCCUCCUCCUCCAUCAUCAUCAUCAACAUCAUCAUCAACACCAUCCUCCUCCUCAUCAACGCCUGCACGCACUGACCCACAACCCCAUCCCCAGCAUAGGCCCUCUCCCCAUGAACCGGCCCCUUCAGAGGAAGUGCCGCCCAGGGUUCCAGUCAGAACUACAUCCAGGUCCCCGGUGUUGUCGAGGCGAGACUCGCCUCAUCACCACGGCAACCAAGCACACAGCAGCCAUGCAGUGCACCGCAACGCUGCCAGCGCAGCAGAGCCUCGUCUGCUGUGGGAACGGGUGGAGAAACUGGUUCCCAGGCCGACCAGUAAUAGCGGCAGCGGAGGCUCCAGUUCCUCCAGCAGCUCCAGUAACUCCAGCUCUCAGCCCGGUUCUCACUGUGGCUCUGGAGAGAGGUUUAGGGCCCGCUCCUCUUCCAAAUCGGAGGGUUCACCCCUCCAGCGGCCAGAGAAUGCUGGGAAAAAACCAGAGGAGAGGAGGGACAUGGUCAGGCAGCCGAGCAAACCAGCGGACCUGACGGCUCUGGCUAAAGAACUGCGUGCGGUGGAUGACGUUCGUCCCCCGAACAAGGUGACGGAUUACUCGUCCUCCAGUGAAGACUCGGACACCACCGAUGAGGAUGAUGACGAAGAAGUGGACCAGGAGGCAGGCGAAGAGUCGACCUCUGGCCCAGAGGACACCAGAGCUGUCUCUUCCAGGCUCAGCAACGGAGAAACGGAGUCGGUGAAAACCAUGAUCGUUCACGAUGAGGGCGAGAGCGACGCCGGCUCGACGCCGUGCAAAGACAGCACGCUGAUUGUCAGACAGAAUAGUCGCUGUAGUGUGCCCUUCGCUCUAGCUAACACCUUCCCUUCUCCUGAGCUCAUCAGGAACACAUCUAGACCCAAAGUUGUCUACCCCUCUUUCUACUUCCAGAGUGCAGGUGACAACAGAAAGCGUCCGGGUCCCGGCUCGGGCCAAACACAGACCCCCGGCCUGCUUGCAGGCUUUGCCCCGAGCCCCGGCUCCCCGUCGGGCCUCGUCCAUCAUACCCCCAGCCCCCACCACCAUCAUCACCACCACCAUCACCCCACCACACCACAGCAGCACUCGGACAGGAACGGCUUUGCCGGUCGCAUCCACCACCUCCCAGACCUGAUCCAGCAGAGCCAUCAUUCCUCCCCCUCCUCCUCCGCAUCCAACUCCCCUUCCUCCUCCAGCCUCGCCAGUCCCUCCAUGUCCCCCCAGAGUCCCCUGGAAAAACUCCUUGCAGAGAGCCAGUCUAGUAACAACAUGCAGAAACACAAGUCUUCUUCCUCCUUCACUCCGUUCAUUGACCCGCGCCUCCUCCAAGUCUCUCCAUCCACCGGCAGCGCCCUCAACAAUGUCGCCCUGCCCUUUGACCUCUUAGGCUACGGGAACGACGCCCGGCUGGCGGAGGCGCUGAGAGCGGACGCGUCUCGGAAGGGCUCCGUGGUCAACGUCAACCCGGUGAACACUCGCCCCCAGAGCGACACGCCGGAGAUCCGCAAAUACAAGAAGAGGUUCAACUCGGAGAUCCUGUGCGCUGCACUCUGGGGAGUUAACCUGUUGGUGGGAACCGAGAGCGGCCUGAUGCUGCUGGAUCGCAGUGGACAGGGGAAAGUUUACCCUCUGAUCAACCGACGGCGCUUCCAGCAGAUGGACGUCCUGGAGGGUCUCAACGUCCUGGUCACUAUAUCAGGUAAGAAGAACAAGCUCCGCGUCUACUACCUGUCCUGGCUGAGGAACAAGAUCCUGCACAACGACCCCGAGGUGGAGAAGAAGCAGGGCUGGACCACCGUGGGAGACCUGGAGGGCUGCGUGCACUACAAAGUCGUGAAAUAUGAAAGGAUCAAAUUCUUGGUCCUGGCUCUGAAGAACUCGGUGGAGGUCUACGCCUGGGCGCCCAAACCCUACCACAAGUUCAUGGCCUUUAAGUCCUUCGGGGACCUGGUGCACAAACCGCUGCUGGUGGACCUGACUGUGGAGGAGGGCCAGAGGUUAAAGGUCAUCUAUGGCUCCUGCUCAGGCUUUCACGCUGUGGACGUUGACUCCGGCGCCGUCUACGACAUCUACCUGCCUACUCACAUCCAGACCAAUAUCCAGUCUCACGCAAUCAUCAUCCUGCCCAACACGGACGGCAUUGAACUUCUGGUGUGCUACGAGGACGAGGGUGUUUACGUCAACACCUACGGCCGCAUCACCAAGGACGUGGUGCUGCAGUGGGGGGAGAUGCCCACCUCAGUGGCCUACAUUCGUUCCAACCAGAUCAUGGGUUGGGGCGAGAAGGCCAUAGAGAUCCGCUCUGUGGAGACCGGCCACCUGGACGGUGUCUUCAUGCACAAGAGAGCCCAGAGACUCAAGUUCCUCUGUGAAAGAAACGACAAGGUGUUUUUCGCCUCCGUACGGUCCGGAGGCUCCAGCCAGGUCUACUUCAUGACUCUGGGCCGAAGCAACCUGCUCAGCUGGUAGAGGUCCACGCCCUGCCCCCUCUCUCUCUCUUCCUUCUCCUCAUCCUCCUCCUCCUCAUCGUCCUCCACCCUCGCUAACACUGGAUCUCAGAACCCACCACUGAUGUCUCGUCAGCGCUCGGAAAAAGACAAACAAAAACGCAACAACCGGCCGGCUUCGCCCCUUCACCCCUCCCCGGAGCAGCUGCCGCCACCUAGUAGCUCUCAGCCAACAGCUCGCGUGCAAACAUAAAUAAAAUCAAUGGUUACUAUAUGAAAGGAAGUAGAAAUACGUUAAAUGUGAAUUCAAGAAAAGAGAGCGAGCGACUUCCUGUUUCCCUCUCGGUUUUUCUUGGUGCUCAUCAGAUCGCGAUGGGAUAGAUUUUGUACCUCUGCUUUGUUUUCCGUGCACCCGGGCUGCUCACUAAGCUUGAGGUCUUCUAAGUACUUGUACUGCUACCUGCCGCUAUUACUACUUCUACUACCUUCUGCAGGUCUGCCUCCUGUAAGGGAGCCCCCCCCCCCCCCCCUUAACCCUUACCCCCCUGUUUUUUUUUUUUUUUUUUUUGUCCCACAAUCCCACCCCUCUCUGCCCUUUCUCAUGAGCGCGGCGGGGGCUGCUGGGGUGUGGGGGGGUGGAGGGGGGGUCAGAGUAUGUCGUAUUAAUGCUACAGUGAUGUGUGUAAAUGUGCAGUACUUUUGUUUGGUCCAAUUACUGCUGCUGACACGCCGGUUAGAAACUAGUUGACGUCAGCCAGGGGUGUAAUUGUAAAUCCCCACUCCCCCCCCCCUCUCUACCCACCCACCCACCCCCCCACCCUGGGAGCCGGAGGGACUCGUGGAGGUGACAAGCAGGCGGAAGGGACCUAACAUGUAAAGGGUUAACGUAAGUCUGGUUAUUGACGGGACUCAACAGGAGUGUGUGUGUGUGUAGUCGAAAGUAUCGUGUUGUUUUCGGACAGGUGCUAAAAAUAAGGGGGCGAGAAAGAGACAGAGACAGAGAUCAGAAUAGUAUUUUUUUGAAUCAUUACUAUUAUUAUUAUUAUUAUUAUUCCUUGAAAAUAAGUGUAACUAUGUGGAUUUAAACAUGUCUUUUACCUUUUUUUGUUUUUUUGUUAAAUUUACACACAUCCACCCACAGUUUGCUUGCUUUGAGAAUCACAGACGUGUGCAGGUGUGUUUGUCUAAGAAGAAGAAGAAGAAGAAAGGGAUGUGGGUGCCAAAAAAAUAAAAUAAAAAGAAAGGUGUCUAUGUACAAUAAAUUUAAUUUAAACUUCCCGGUUAGUGUCAUUUGUCAUGUUUUACACCCGAAACCCCCGGAAAAAAAAAAAAAAACCUGAACAUGACAACCUAUAUUCUCACCUGAUCUGGAGGAACUUGCUGUGAAUGCUCGUGUAAAAUAGUGACGGAGCGGUGAAGCAGAGGAGGUAGUUCAGUGUGUGUGUGCAGCCGGAUGGACGAAGUGUUAAACUGAAUGGGGGGGCAGAGAGGGGAGCGCGCGGGCGGCGGCGCUGGUUUCAGCACAGGAGGCAGGUUUCUAGUUCAUUUUCAUUUCCAUCAUUUACGUACGAAUGCAAUGCACUACGUGUCAAGAAUGUAGAAAGACUUAUUACUGUGUGGUGGUCCAAGGCAUGAGAUGAUGAUUUUUUGUUUUGUUUUAGUUUGUUUUUUGCUUUUUUUUGUUUUUUUGUAUCUUGUCACAAGUGUUCAAUCCUAGAUGUUCGAUUUUUCCGGUUAAAGUGAUAGAAAGCUGCAGCGGCACAGCCUCUCCAACGUCAGGUGUAGAUAUCUUUUGAUUCCGUUACUUUGAGAAUCUGUGCAGACGCGAGCGCCCCGACGAUCGAGGACCUCGUUUAAUCCAACGCGCAGCGAGCAGACUCUGGAUUUGAGCGUCUCGGGACAGAGCAGAGCCUUUUUUUUCCCCUUCACUUUCACUCGGCUGUUUGUGAAGAAGACGUGAAACCAGAUUUAAUUUUAUAUCUUUCCCACCCACAUACCCACCACUGCUCCUGCUCCUGCUCCAGCUUUUAUUCAAAUCGUCCGUAUGUGUGAAAGUCUCACACAUGCCUCCAGCAUUGAUCUCCGUUUUGGGCUAAGCUGGAUUUUCCACAUCAACUCUCAAAGAUUGCACCAUUCAAUCCACAAAAAAAAAAAGAGAAAAAAAAGGAAUUUGGACUUUGACAUCAUGUCCAAACAUGUCAGGUCACAAACAAGUUUACCUUGGGCGUGUUAUCCCCCCCCCCCUCCCACCGACGACAACAAUAACACACACACUCAGUGCUUCGACAUGUAAAAAGGUCACAGUCAGUCACAUAGAGAAGCCGUUCGGACCCCGAUGCUGUCGUCUGACUGUGCAGUAGUACCCAGUGUGUGUCUCUUAUUGCAUCAAGGCCUUUGACGAGUGGCUGUGUUGACUUUUCAUGCAAAACUUACGUGGUUAUUAUCGAUAUUCUUAACGGGCUAAAUAAAGGACGAGUUGCUUAUAUCGCGGUCGCUCGUCGACUCACGUUGGGAAAAAGUGCCAAGAGGGCAGCAUUUAAAAAAAAAUAAAUAAAUAAAAAAUGUGUAAACCUAUUGUUAUGAAAACCACUACUUGGAAAUCCUUUUUUUUUUAAGAAAAAAGAAAGAAAAAAGAAUGAAUCACUUGAAGCAUUGUGUAUUCUUAAGUUUUAGAGCUAGUUGAGAAGCUUAACGAUAGUUUCUGUUGUUUUUCCUGUAAGUCUGUGUACACGUAAAUAUGCGACUGCGGUGGUUUAAUAUUAUUACACUCACCUUAGGUGGAGAAAAUGUUUACAGAGGCAAUGUUUUUGUUACACUAAUGUCCAUCAUGGUAUUUAUGUUUUAACGCAUCUUUUGUUUCUGCUUUUCGAGCCCAUAUUUUUUUUGUUUUUUUGUUUUUUUGUUUUUUUUGGUCAUCUCCCUCCCCAACCCACCAACUAACCCACUUACAAAACAAUAAAGAACACGCGUGUUGUUCAUUUCAGGUAUUCACAUAGCGCUGCUUCGACAUGGAAACAUUGCAGUAACGUUCCCCGCAGGCUUGGACGUGAGGCGACGUGUUUUCCCUCUGCUGUUUCUGCCAUGCUACUCUAACUUAUGUCCUCUCUGUGUAUGACAGGAAGUUGUGUAUUUUCCUGAAUUUUUUUUUUUUUUUCUUUGAAUAAACUUUAAAAGUAAUUUUA
Molecule: messenger RNA, 8067 nt
Organism: Mugil cephalus (flathead mullet)
Lineage: Eukaryota; Metazoa; Chordata; Actinopteri; Mugiliformes; Mugilidae
Product: mitogen-activated protein kinase kinase kinase kinase 4
Exons: 32
Coding region: 270-4907 (1545 amino acids)
Biological process (GO): protein phosphorylation
Molecular function (GO): protein kinase activity; ATP binding
Source: RefSeq, a predicted model, not a curated record